AUGGGCCAUGCCAGCACAGGCUUUGACAGGAGGAAGAAUCCAACUUUAGAACAAGGUGACAACAUGGAAGCCGAGAAGGGAUGUGCACGUCGUUACCUCUUUUCCAAAAAUGCAGCCUUCGGAGCAGAUGGUCCGGAGCUGGUUCUUCCUAAAAAGCUUCCUCUGGUUCACAAGCGGGAUGUCGAAGACACCCAUGACUCGGACAUACCGGAAACAUAUGAAGAAGAAGUGCUGUAUGAAUUAAGACUAAGUAGGAAAACUUUAAUCCUUCGCCUUCUGAAAUCAAGAGAGUUCCUAGGUUCAAAUUACAGUGAAACAUUCUACACCACACAAGGAGAAAUGUUCAUCAGGAAUCCUCCCAUUAAGGAUCACUGUUUUUAUCAAGGAUCCAUUAUGCAUGAACUUGAUUCUUCUGUUAGCAUCAGCACAUGUAAUGGUCUGAGGGGAUUCUUCAGAGUAAAUGAUCAAAGGUAUCUUAUUGAACCAGUGAAAUUCUCACCGGGAGAGCAUCUGGUAUUCAAAUAUAACCCAAGGGUGCAGUACAGUGUCAAUUAUUCUUGCGCAGAACUCAACUUAACCAUGAAGCCUGUUCCAGAUGAUACUCAAUAUAAAGAAAACCACAAAGUGGAAGGAAAUUAUAAGGAAAAAUAUAUUGAACUGUUCAUUGUUGCUGAUGAGUAUGUGUAUCGCAGGAAUAAUAAUCCUCAGUCUAAUCUAAGGAGAAGAAUUUGGGGAAUGGUCAAUUUUAUCAAUAUGAUUUAUAGUACCUUGAACAUUCGUGUAACAUUGGUUGGAAUUGAAGUAUGGACAAACGGAGACAAAAUAGCACAAGUUUCAAACACAGAGACUACCUUACUGCAUUUUUCAAAUUGGCAAGAGACAGUCCUUAAAAAAAGGAAGAAUUAUGAUCAUGCUGUGUUACUGAGUGGGAAGUGGCUCUAUACCCACACACAAGGAGCAUCUUAUCCAGGGGGGAUGUGCCUGCCUAUUUAUUCCGCCAGUGUUGUUAAGGAUCUUUUGCCCGACAUAAACAUAAUUGCAAACAGAAUGGCACAUCACUUGGGACACAACCUGGGGAUGCGUCACGAUGAGUUCCCAUGCACUUGUCCUUUGGGAAAAUGCGUGAUGGAUAGUGCUGGAAGCAUUCCUGCAAUAAAAUUCAGUAAAUGCAGCCACACCCAGUACCAGCAGUACCUGAGGGAUUAUAAACCAGCCUGCCUGCUCAAUAUUCCAUUUCCUGACAAUAUUAAAGACUUCUCCUUUUGUGGGAACAAGAAAAUAGAUGAAGGAGAAGAAUGUGACUGUGGCCCCAUUCAGGAGUGCACCAAUCUUUGCUGUGAUGCACACACAUGUAUGCUGAAGCCAGGAUCUACUUGUGCACAAGGAGAAUGCUGUGAAUCUUGUCAGAUAAAGAAAGCAGGGUCCAUAUGCAGGCCAGGAAAUGAUGAAUGUGAUUUUCCCGAAGUCUGCACUGGCCACUCCUCUGAGUGUCCUAAGGAUAGGUUCCGAGUCAAUGGAUUUCCUUGCAAUAAUGGAGAAGGCUACUGCUUCAUGGGGAAAUGUCCCACACGGCAGGAUCAGUGUACUGAGUUGUUUGAUGAUGACGCAAAAGAGAGCCCUCCUGUCUGCUACAUGCUGAAUAAAAAAGGAAACAAUUUUGGUUACUGCAAAAACAAGGAAAACAGAUUCGUUCCCUGUGAAGAGAAAGAUGUGAAGUGUGGCAAGAUUUACUGUUCCGGAGGACACCACUCACCUCUCCCCAGAGAAAUCAAAACCUUUUUUCUUAAGGAUCGAAAGCAGAAUGUCGUCAUCGAAUGCAAAACCAUCUUUUUAUAUCACAAUUCUAAAGAUAUUGGUCUGGUUGAUUCUGGAACAAAAUGUGGAGAGGAGAUGGUGUGCAUGGAUGGCGAAUGUGUAAACAUUGAACAGAUCUACAAUUCAAGCAGCUGUCCUUCGCAGUGCAGUGAAAACUCUGAGGAUGGUCAUGAAUCUGAGUGUCAGUGUGAAGAAGGACAUAUACUUACAGACUGGGAGGAGACCAUCAAUGUUACCAGUAUCUGCAUCAUGGUCCUUGUGCUUCUCAUGAUUGUUGUUGGUAUUGGAGUCAUUGUGUUAUUAAUUCGUUACCAAAGAUGUGUGAAGUUGAAGCAACAUCAGAGCCCACCUGGUGACAUGCAUGGAGUGGAGAAUAAAGGAUACUUGGGGGAUGAGCAGCCAAGGAGAUUUGAGCCAAUUUUGCCCGAGAUUCCUCCCCUACAAAAUACUGAAGAAUCCUUGGAGAGCCUUCCGCCCAGCUAUUCAAGUCCCCACUAUAUCAGUCUGAAAUCUGCAAGUAAAGAUCCAAGAGGAAUUAUGGAUUCCAAACCAAAUGCCAAUGUGAACUUGAAAGUGGAUACCCAGAAUGGUUCUGCAAGCCUGGGUUGAGAACCUGGAUGUGAGAUCUUCAGUCUUCACUAGAAAUUUCCUACAUAGAUUUCAGUAAUUUCGCAAAUGAUCUUUAUGAAGUCAAGAAAUGUUUAAGAGAAACAAUUUUUUUCUGCUAAUAUUACUUAUAGAAUUCACAACCUAUGUCAUAGACAUAUGCUACAGAAAAACAAAUGUCUUGUGGCUUUUCAAACACUUUAAUAUAAAUAUAAGCAAUCUUUUUGCUCUAGUGUUCUGCUGCAAAAUACUAAACUAGUUAAUUUUAAAAAAUCAAAACUUGGAAGAUAACUUAAAACCGGGAGUUUCGGAAGCAAAAUAUCAUUUGUAAAUGGUUACUUCUUUGGGGGCAUGAAGUACUCGCUUUAAUUUGAAUGUGACAUUAUCACGAAAUCUAGUUUCAAUGCAACUGUUUCUUGCACAAAUGCCAAGGAGGGAAGUGCCAGGGUGAGGGACAUAGUUUUCAGGAGUUAAUAAGCAGUGAGAGAGGCGGAGCAGUAGUUGAGGUGACUACAAAAUAGACCUUGAAAUCACCCCCACUAGCAACAGGACACAAAAGCUCCUGGCUGCUCUGAAUUCUUAGCUUUGUCUUUCUAGAAUUCCUUAAGAAGCUCAGGGUGAAGCUGGAGGGGUGAAUAGUUUAGAAGCUGGGAGCAAAAGCUUGUAAUCUCCAUGCAGGGCUUCAGAGGUCUUCAGGGUACAAGGCCUACAUACUUCCUGUGUAGUUCCUGAGCGCUGUUACUUGGGGAUGACGCUUGGGGCUGUCUUGGGAAUGACUUGUCUCCUUCUGUCCCUGCCUCUCUGUAGGUUCUCCUGCGUUUUCUUUUCUCUU
This is a messenger RNA of Cavia porcellus (domestic guinea pig), 3253 nucleotides long. RefSeq names its product ADAM metallopeptidase domain 7 (gene Adam7). Gene Ontology annotation, biological process: proteolysis. The record is from RefSeq and is a predicted model, not a curated record. Gene Ontology annotation, cellular component: plasma membrane. The transcript is spliced from 23 exons. The coding region runs from base 1 to 2424 and encodes 807 amino acids. Lineage: Eukaryota; Metazoa; Chordata; Mammalia; Rodentia; Caviidae. Gene Ontology annotation, molecular function: metalloendopeptidase activity.